Molecule: messenger RNA, 3150 nt
Organism: Phyllostomus discolor (pale spear-nosed bat)
Lineage: Eukaryota; Metazoa; Chordata; Mammalia; Chiroptera; Phyllostomidae
Gene: SLC17A8
Product: solute carrier family 17 member 8
Exons: 12
Coding region: 1-1770 (589 amino acids)
Biological process (GO): regulation of synapse structure or activity; neurotransmitter loading into synaptic vesicle; monoatomic anion transport
Cellular component (GO): excitatory synapse; synaptic vesicle membrane
Molecular function (GO): neurotransmitter transmembrane transporter activity; L-glutamate transmembrane transporter activity
Source: RefSeq, a predicted model, not a curated record
AUGCCUUUUAAAGCAUUUGAUACCUUCAGAGAGAAAAUUCUGAAACCUGGAAAGGAAGGAGUGAAGAAUGCCGUGGGAGAUUCCUUGGGGAUUUUACGAAGAAAAAUCGACGGGACCAACGAGGAAGAAAAUAACAUCGAGCUGAAUGCAGACGGGAGGCCAGUGCAGACGCCCCGGCAGAGCGCCACCCUCUGCGACUGCCAGUGCUGCGGCAUCCCCAAGCGUUACAUCAUUGCCAUCAUGAGCGGGCUGGGAUUCUGCAUUUCCUUUGGGAUCCGGUGCAACCUUGGAGUGGCCAUCGUGGAAAUGGUCAACAACAGCACUGUCUAUGUUGACGGAAAGCCGGAAAUUCGGACAGCACAGUUUAACUGGGAUCCAGAGACAGUGGGCUUUAUCCAUGGAUCUUUUUUCUGGGGUUAUAUUGUGACACAAAUUCCAGGUGGUUUCAUUUCAAACAAGUUUGCCGCUAACAGGGUUUUUGGAGCUGCCAUCUUCUUAACAUCGACCUUGAACAUGUUCAUUCCUUCUGCAGCCAGAGUGCACUACGGCUGCGUCAUGUGUGUCAGAAUUUUGCAAGGUCUGGUGGAGGGCGUGACCUACCCAGCCUGCCACGGGAUGUGGAGUAAGUGGGCACCACCCUUGGAGAGAAGCCGACUGGCCACGACCUCUUUUUGUGGUUCCUAUGCGGGGGCAGUGAUCGCCAUGCCCCUGGCGGGCGUGCUGGUGCAGUACAUUGGCUGGGCCUCUGUCUUUUAUAUUUAUGGUAUGUUUGGCAUCAUUUGGUACAUGUUUUGGCUGUUGCAGGCCUAUGAGUGCCCGGCAGCUCAUCCGACGAUAUCGGAUGCGGAGAGGACCUAUAUAGAGACAAGUAUAGGGGAAGGAGCCAACUCGGUUAGCCUGAGUAAAUUUAAUACACCAUGGAAAAAAUUUUUCACAUCAUUGCCGGUUUAUGCAAUCAUUGUAGCAAAUUUUUGCAGAAGCUGGACCUUUUAUUUGCUGUUAAUAAGUCAGCCUGCUUAUUUUGAAGAGGUCUUCGGAUUUGCAAUAAGUAAGGUGGGUCUCCUGUCGGCACUCCCACACAUGGUCAUGACCAUCAUUGUACCUAUCGGAGGACAGCUGGCUGAUUAUUUAAGAAGCAGAAAAAUUUUGACCACAACUGCUGUCAGAAAAAUCAUGAACUGUGGAGGUUUCGGCAUGGAGGCAACCUUACUCCUGGUGGUUGGCUUUUCCCAUACCAAAGGGGUGGCCAUCUCCUUCCUGGUGCUUGCCGUGGGAUUUAGUGGCUUCGCUAUUUCAGGUUUUAAUGUCAACCACCUGGACAUUGCCCCCCGUUAUGCCAGCAUCCUCAUGGGCAUCUCAAACGGAGUAGGAACACUCUCUGGGAUGGUCUGUCCCCUCAUCGUUGGUGCAAUGACCAAGCACAAGACCCGUGAAGAAUGGCAGAACGUGUUCCUCAUCGCUGCCCUGGUGCACUACAGUGGCGUGAUCUUCUACGGGGUCUUUGCCUCUGGGGAGAAACAGGAGUGGGCCGACCCCGAGAACCUCUCGGAGGAGAAGUGUGGAAUCAUUGACCAAGAUGAACUAGCUGAGGAGACAGAACUCAAUCACGAGACUUUUGCAAGUCCCAGAAAGAAGAUGUCAUAUGGAGCCACCACCCAGAAUUGUGAAAUCCAGGAGAAGGGAUGGAGGGGACAGAGAGGGGUGACCUUGGAUGAGGAAGAGCUGUCAUAUUAUCAGAAUGAGGAGGGAAGCUUCUCGGACACAUCCUAGUGUCUGGGGGGCACUCCUGUCCUCCCCUCACUGCACAACCAGAAAGUAUCUGUUCCUAUCGCCUUCCCGUAGCCCAGCUUGCCAGAGGGUUCAAUGUGGGGCCGCUGGAGGUGGGGGGAGGGGGAGAGAUGAUUUCAUCAGCAAUAGAGAAAAGAAAUAUUAUCUUGCAAUACUUGUGGGAAUGGAGCUUGCUUUAAGCUGACAAAAUGGGUAUAUAUAUACAUGUAUAUAUCUCAAAACCAUGUUUCGUUUUGUUGUUAAAGAAAAUGGGAGGAAAUGGGGAUGUUUGGCCUGGAGGAGAGAAAACAGUAGCUGCUGCUGCGUUUCCGAGAGCAGCCACGCAGAGGAGGGUGUCCUGUUCCUGGUGCAGGCUGCUGCUCGCGGAGGCCCUGAGCUGUGCCAGGUGCUUUGUCAACAUUCUCCUUUAAUCUUCACACCCACAACGACACACAUUUCUUAUCCCCACUUCACAACCAAGGAAAGGAGAGCGACAAGAGACUGCCGUGCCCAGAGUCGUUCUGCCAGGGCCGGUGCCGAGCCUGGUGGGGUCCCAAAUGUGCAGCCAUUGUGGGGAAGAAGGUUUCCCCUUAGGGUAGGAAAGACAUUUUUAAUAAUGAAAACUGAAAUGCAGUGGGUCAUCUUGUGCGUGACUGCACAUCUUGGCAGGUGCAGAGGAUGGGAACAUUUUGGGUGGAUGUGGCAGAGCUUUCAAUCGUUGUAUGAGGGACUAGAUUCAGACUCCUGGGUGCCUGUAUGAUCUAAAACAUCAAAUGGUUCUGUGAAUGUGUAGUGUGUGUGUGUUUUUUUUAUAAUAAGGGUCACAGAUUAUAGGAGAGAUUCAAAUAGGUUUUUAAAAAGAGAGAAAGACAAAGCUAUACAAGAUAUUAUAUUUCUGGCAAUCUCUGGUCAGAAUGGCCAGGAAGAAGUAAACAAAGGCUUGGCUAUUUAACUUCAACCCUUUAUAAUAUCAAGAAUGUUGUGAAGUAAUGUCCCAAAUGACUCAUAAGUCAUUAAGACAUUUAGAAAGUAAAAAAUCAGCUCAUGCAUGUUAGUAGGUACAAUUCUCUGGGAAAAGUCUUCAGUUUGAAAAAUGUAUGUCUGGAGCCAUUUCUGCUGGUGAUGUUAGGAAGUCUGAUCGAGUUUUACAAAGUUGUGACUGGUGCAUCCUUCAUGACCGUAUUUGGAACGAUGUUCAGGGGAAACAAUAACACAACAGUCGUCAGAGAGGGGACACUAGAAUGGGAACUCCGGGGACAACCAGGCCUCGUGCUGAAAAAUUCAUCUUUGAUUGCAUAAGGCAAUAAUGUGGAUACUCUUUCAAUAUAUUUUAAACUUUAAUGUUGGCAUGUAAAGGGUCGUUUGAAAAUAAAAUUAUUUUCC